Tachysurus vachellii is the source of this 5541-nucleotide messenger RNA. RefSeq names its product glucose-6-phosphatase catalytic subunit 3 (gene g6pc3). The transcript is spliced from 6 exons. NCBI's taxonomy places the organism in Eukaryota, Metazoa, Chordata, Actinopteri, Siluriformes, Bagridae. The record is from RefSeq and is a predicted model, not a curated record. Gene Ontology annotation, molecular function: glucose-6-phosphatase activity. Gene Ontology annotation, cellular component: membrane. Bases 277 to 1296 code for a protein of 339 amino acids. Gene Ontology annotation, biological process: glucose 6-phosphate metabolic process; gluconeogenesis.
UAAAGUACACAAACGCCGACUGCUCUCCUGCUAGAAGGUUUAGCGUUAGCAUUAGCAUUAGCAUUAGCAUUGUCAUUCUCAUUGUCAUUGUUAAAUGUUAUUAUUCGCCUUUGGCUGCUUUUCUUUGUACAGUUUAACAGCGCUGAACAUCGCUCCGUCUGUAUUGUUGCUUAAAUUAUAGUAUUAUAGCGACUUAACGACGCAAGCUAGCAGCUGUGCUGUCAUAGAUAUCUAUGCUGUACUGUGAGCUGAUGCUAAUUAGCAGCCUUCAGCAAAAUGGAGACAGUCUACACUCAAGGCAUUUGGAUGGCAGAACAACUUCAGACAUACACGAAACAUUAUAAAUCUUUCUGGUUGCUCGCUACUCAUAUGGGAGACCCAAAAGCGGCGCUUCUGCUUGUUUUCCCACCCGUUUUCUACCUGCACAGACGAACCGGCAUCGCAAUCCUUUGGGUGGCUGCUGUAUCGGAGUGGUUUAAUCUUGUUUUUAAAUGGGUCCUGUUUGGGGAAAGGCCUUACUGGUGGAUAGGUCAGUCUGGUUUAUUUGUGAAAAACAGCCCUUUGGUCGAGCAGUUCCAGUCCACCUGUGAGACCGGACCAGGUAGCCCAUCAGGCCAUGCCAUGGUCACUGCUGCAGUCUGGUGGGUGCUGGCAUCCUCCCUGUCUUCUUUUCUUCAUUCUCGCUCUGGCAGUAAGAUACUGGCUGCGAUACCUUACAUCUUCUACACGCUGUUGUUGGGAGCAGUCGGUCUGUCUCGAGUCUUCAUUUUGGCUCAUUUUCCACAUCAGGUUAUUGCUGGCAUCCUGACAGGCAUGAUGCUGGGAGUGUUCUUAAACUGCACAGUGCCGGAUUGUCGCCCCCUGCUGUUUUUCCUGUGCUCCAGUAUGGCUCUGCUGUUCGGGGCACUGCUCAUGUAUGCUGUGCUGAAUAAUGUUGGCAUUGACCUCGCCUGGUCUAUCCCAUUGGCCAAGAAAUGGUGCUCUAAGUCUGAGUGGGUUCGCAUGGACACAAAUCCUUUCUCUUCUCUGAGCCGUGAUGCUGGAGCACUUCUCGGGCUGGGCCUUGCCCAGUUCUGGAAACCUGGAGGAUGGCCACUUCCCUGGGUACCGAAGACCCUCUGCAUGGCUCUCUCCUCCAUGGCCCUGUACCAUGUGAGCCGGUUUCCUCUACCUACAGCUCCAGCCCUGCUUUUUUACUCACUCUUUUUCUUAAAAUAUUUCAUAGUGCCCCAGGUUGUGAUGGUGCUGGUACCUGGCCUGGUGCAUCUCCUCACAGCCAAACCCAAGAAGGACUGAGAGGAUUAUGAGAGGAGACUGACUUUUAACCUCUGCUGGAGUCAAAAAUGGGCACCGAAGGUAGUGUACCAUGAAAUGGCUGUGCCAGGAUUAUUACAUUAGUUGUUAUAAGUUAUAAUCCUAUAUAAAACCUUACCAAUGUCCAAGCUGAUGUUUUAUUUAGUGUGGACAGAAAAAGAACACAAAGACCAUUGUGACUGUUUUCAGACCAAAUGUAUUCUUUCCAAAACACCACAUGUACAUCAGAGUGCAUUGGAACAGUGUCCUGACUCCUGCUCCCACAUUAUUUAUUCUACAGGUAUCAUUUCAUAUUGAGAAGAUUUUCACAUACAGAAAGGAAAUUGUUCUGUUACAUUAAAAAAAAUUGGAACAUUGGAAACACUCCAAGUCCAAAAAAGACCCAUAGAUUAAACCAUUCCGCCAGUCCACAGCCAUCCACCAGACUAAACCCUUCCUAAGUCCAGAAUCACCACCAAGUCAGAGUCCAUCCAAUCGUCCAAGUUGUCCUCAGUCCAAACCCUUUUUUGGUUUAAAAACCAUUGCCUAGUCCAAAACCUCACUUCAGUCCAAAACUGUAACUCAGUCCAUUCACGAUCAAACUGUUUUACUUAAAAUGUAGUAAUUUUGAGAGAAUAAUAAUUCUCUCAAAUAAUCAGAAUGAGAGAAUAAUAAAGGAAAUGCCACAAGAAAGCAUCUCUUCUUCAGUUAUCCCAGUCCUGAGCAUUUGGCAUUUAGGCAGUUCUCGGUUCCUAUUUUUCAGUAUUGCUUAUCCACUUAUGGCAUCAAGCAGAUGCCUUUAUCACGCGCAUCUUAUGUUUAUCUCAUUCAUACAACUGAGCAAUUGAGGGUUAAGGGCUUUGAUCAAGGGCCCAGCAGAGGCAGCUUGAUGGUAAUCUGAUUCCAACCUAGAAGCUUCUGAUCAGUAGUCCAACACCUUAACCCCUGAAUGGUUGACUAUGUCCCCAUUUUCUUAGGUUUAAAUUAUGGCUGGUAAGCGAUUAAAAAUUUUAAUCUAAUUAAUUACAUGAUGUGGCAAUUAAUUAAUCUAAUUAAACGCAUUUAAUUGCACAUAAAUAUUAGUUGAGAAUUUCCCCCAAAAUGUCAUUUAAAAUGAUUGUGUUUGAGGAAGAUUGAAUCAAUAUAACAAAAAGCAGUUUUUUAUUUAACACAAGCCUAUCACUUAGGCUACAAUGGCUGUAACAUUUUUUUAUUAUUGAAUACAAGCCUAUCACUUAAUUAAACAAGAUUACUAUCAGUAAUUUAACAAGAAACCCUAAUUUCUUAUUUCUCCUUCAACCAGUUGCUAAGACAAACUAAUUUGUUUACAUUUUCUGAGUUUAAAGAUGCCCUCUUCUUUUGCACAAUGUUGCCCACCAGUGAGAAAAGUCUUUCGCAUGGUACAGUGGUUGCAGGCGUGGCCAAAUAUUUGCGAGCUGAGGAAGACAGUUUAAUAUGGGCCUCUGCAUUAACUGACCACCACUCUAAAGGACACUUAUCCAUCUCAAUAGUGGGUUGAGCUCUGUAGUUUUGUAACGCAUUGCUAACAUGAUUUUCUUCCUCUGGUUCUGAGUCUGACUCUGAACCCAGCAGAAGGAUUCUCCUUUUCUUAGCUGGCUCAUGUUCUUCACUGGGUUGUGGAGUAUGUGUGCUGGGUUCUGCCUCCUGUAGUAUUUUCUCAAGGCUGGACCAUACCUGUUCUCUCUCUCCUCUUGCUAGGCACUUCAAGUCCUUAAAACGUGGGUCAAGAGCUGAUGAAAGUUUCAGCCAUUCAUUGUUUGACAGCUUGGCGUUCAGCAAGGUCUUUCUUGAAGGCAGUCUUGAACCUUGCCACAUAUGCCUAUGAAACCUAUGUUUCACCCCCAAGGAGUUCAGUGACAUACCUGAGGUGGAAGAUAACAAGGUCAAAUACAUUUCAGUACAUUUAGUUUAGGCUAAGAUAAGCAUAUUUAACAUGAAUAUAAAAGCAGCAGGCAAGCAGGCUGAAUAUAAAAGGUGAUUCAAAAAUCCUUAACAUUUUCUAGUUCAUUUUAUGGAUUUUUUGGACAUUUACACAUAGCUGUGUAAAAAAUAUAGCUAUAUUCCUUAAGAUCACGUGAUGAGUUCCACCUCGUUGAAACGUCCUGUAUCAGUUGCUCUCUUUGUUGUCCGAUUGUUGUUUGUUGCUGAUGUAGCUCCUCUGUGUUAGCAGGGCUGUGCUUAAAAUGUCCUACAAUUUUGCGACACUUUGUCAAUGCAUCGACAAACCCACUGUCCGAAAGGCAAACAGUAAUGGUCCUCUGCAAUAAGAACUUAAGACUUGGUAAUAGAUGGAAUAUUCAUCAAUUCAACUAUUGUGUCCAGUAUCCCAUUAUUGCAUUACAUAUAUAUUCCCAGUUGGAGAUAAAAUCCUAAUUGACUCUUUUGUUUUCCUGUUGUUAAGUGAAUAAGAUCAAAACGUACAUCCGAAUCAGCACAGACACCAUUCAGCGUUUUUCACUGGCCAUAUGUUUAGCAAAGUUCGAGAAGGAAAAUGAGCCAGACUAAAUGCAACCUCAAGCAUAAUUGCAGACAGUGGGACCUUUUUAUGUGUUCAUAACACAAAGGAAAAAUCGCGUCAUAGCAGUGGCCUGGUAUAUUAUUGCCAUUUUUGUGGCAGUAAUAGGGAGAAUAAAGGUAUUAUUGUAAAAAGGGUCUUUAGUCUGUUCACAAUUGAAAACCAGUGAUGUGAAUUGGUGCACACAUGCACAAGCAGGAAUAUAGGAAUAUAGGAAUAUAUUUUAUUCCUAUAUAAAGGAGAUCCUCUACAAGUGUCUCAAACUGUCAAGCAAAUCCAUUUUUGAACAUGUGACCUAAAGCACCAUCGACUAUAUGGACUGUACCGGAAUUGACUGUCACAUUUUGUUUUAUUUUAUUCCCCUUCAGGCACAGACCUCUGUAAGCCUUUAUAGGUAUAUUAAAAAAAAACAACAACAUUAAAAUAAACUGCAAACUUCAAAAGAUUAUUUCAAGUUACAGCUCAUUCAUGUAGUUUUUGGGUACAACAUCUUUUGUGUAUAACAUCUAUUACUGGGAAAAUAUUACCAUAUUUUCCACACUAUAAGGCGCACCUAAGAGCCUUAAAUUUUCUCAAAAAUUGGCCGUGCGCCUAAUAAUCCGGUGCGCCUUAUGUGCGCCUUAUGAGUUCCAAAAAUCUGUAAAAAUGUUGUUGUGCGACUUUGGUAAGCACUCCGCUUGACUGACUGUCAGACCAUUUCCCGCUGACACAGGGACAUAAUACAUACACUACAUACGCUGGCAGCGAUAAACCAAUCAGAGAACAUUACGUAAUACGUACAGUACGUACGCUUAACUCCGCCACGCCUCUGGUAGGUAUACUACCGGUAUGUUGCAAAACAUUUGUUUCUGCCUAACCAUUAUGCACUCCACACUCCAGUCCAGUAGGUGGCGGUAAAUGCACCUUAAGUUGGUUUGCCAUCCACCAAUAAAAACAAAGACAUACAAAACAAAACAAAACGCCUCAGAUGAGGUGACCAAGAGGUUAAGAUGAUGGCUUGCCAAGCCAUUGGGCUCUGUAUCUGUGGUAGUGAAUCCCACCUGUGCUGUGUGUCAUUUAACCACAUGUUUACUACAUCUGGUUUUGUUGCUGUCUGUUUCACACAUAUUACAUGUACAUUUGUUUGUCUAAGGACCCCCGAAAAUGGCACCAGUGAAGAGACAUGCUUACGAGGCACAAUUCAAACUACAGGCUAUCAGUUGUAAAUGGGAAUAGAGCAGCUGCAAAAAAAUUCAACAUCAGUGAAUCUAUGGUUCGGAAGUGGAGGAAGCAAGAAAAUUAACUGUGCCAAGUUAAGAAGACACAGUAGAUGAGGACUUUGAUGGAUUUGUGGGAGAAGAUUGAUUAAAAAAUAAUGUGUGUGUAUUGUUAAAUAGUAGAAUAAAGUUCAACUAAACUCACUGUUUUGCUCCUGUUACCUUUUUUGUAGACCGUAUGUUUUAGCAUGCGCCUUAUGUAUGGGUUAAGUACAGAAAUAGACCCCGUAAUUGAGACUGCACCUUAUAAUUCGGUGCGCUUUAUAGUGUGGAAAAUACGGUAAUUUCCCAUCUUUUUACAUCUUAGCAGUGAAUCUAUGAAUCUAAUUUUCAACAUAACAGAUGCUGCUCCUGCACUUGGACCCUUUCAGACGUGGUGUUUGUAGCAUGUGUGUGAUAACAAUGAGGCGGUUAGGUAGGAUGGAACUAAAAAUAAACUGCUUCCCACUGGGUCCA